AUGAAGGACGUGUCAGUCAAAAUUUACUUUUUACUUGGCCUAACUAUCACUGCGCCAGUACAAGCUCUGAAUAAGAAAACAGAUUGCCCACAGUCAUGUUCCUGCGAGAUUCGGCCGUGGUUUACUCCUAGGUCAAUAUAUAUGGAGGCAUCAACAAUAGACUGCAAUAAUGUAGGCCUUUCUACUUUUCCAUCUCAACUGCCUGCUAAUACACAGGUACUACUUCUACAAGCAAACCAUAUUAAAAAAAUUGAAUAUCCUCGGGAAUUUCCUGUAAAUCUUACUGGUUUGGAUUUGUCCCAGAACGGUUUAUCUACAGUGGCUACUAUCGAACUUCAGAAGAUAACUCAACUUCUUUCAGUAUAUCUGGAGGAAAAUAAACUUACAGAAUUGCCUGACAGAUGUUUCUUUGGACUUAGUAAUCUCCAAGAGCUUUACAUUAAUCACAAUCUACUUUCUACAAUUGCAUCAGGGGCUUUCACAGGCCUUGAUAGCCUUCUUAGGCUUCAUCUCAAUUCAAACAAUCUGCAAAUAAUUAGCAGCAAAUGGUUUGAAGCUAUUUCAAAUCUGGAGAUUCUUAUGAUUGGAGAAAAUCCAAUAAGCAGAAUUGAAGAUAUGAACUUUAAACCCCUUAUAAAUCUGAGGAGCCUGGUUUUAGCAGGUAUAAAUCUCACAGAAAUACCAGAUAAUGCCUUGGCUGGUCUUGACAAUUUAGAAAGCAUCUCUUUUUAUGAAAACAGAUUAAUUAAAGUGCCCCACAGAGCUCUUCAAAAGGCUACAAAUCUUAAAUUUUUGGAUCUAAACAAAAAUCCCAUUAACAGAAUACAAAGAGGGGAUUUUUGCAACAUGAUACACCUGAAAGAAUUGGGAAUUAAUAACAUGCCUGAACUGAUAUCUAUAGAUAACCUCGCUGUUGAAAAUUUGCCAGAUUUGAGAAAAAUAGAAGCAACCAAUAAUCCAAGGUUAUCAUAUAUACACCCUAAUGCAUUCUAUCGCCUUCCGCGGCUGGAAUCACUCAUGCUCAAUAGCAAUGCACUGAGUGCGCUGUAUCACAGUACAAUUGAAUCUUUACCCAAUCUCAAGGAAAUCAGCAUACAUAGCAACCCAAUGCGUUGUGAUUGUGUCAUUCGAUGGAUUAAUAUGAAUAAAACGAGCAUCAGAUUCAUGGAGCCAGAGUCACUAUUUUGUGUAGAUCCUCCUGAAUUCCAAGGCCAGAAUGUCAGGAUGGUUCAUUUCAGGGAGAUGAUGGAAAUUUGUCUUCCACUUAUAGCCCCAGAAAGUUUUCCUGCAAACUUAAAUUUAGAAACAGGUAGUUAUGUUUCCUUACAUUGCCGAGCUACUGCAGUUCCAGAACCUGAAGUAUACUGGAUUACUCCAUCAGGACAUAAGCUUUUACCCAAUACUGUUUCUCUUAAGUAUUAUGUACAUUCAGAAGGAACAUUAGAGAUCAGUGAUAUAACACAAAAAGAAAGUGGCUUAUACACGUGCAUAGCAAGUAAUUUAGUUGGUGCAGAUUUAAAAUCCAUUAUGAUUAAUGUGGAUAGUUCUUUUCCCCAGGAGAAUUACAAGCCUUUCUCUAUAACAGUAGAAGAUAUACGCUACGAUUCCAUAUUAGUAUCCUGGAAAGCAAAUUCUAAAAUUGUGAAAUUUAACAUUAGGUGGACUGUCUUUCCAAAAGAUGGAAACUCCCUAACCUCUCAGAGUGUUCGAAUUCCGUCACAUCAAAAGGUCUAUAAUUUUACGCAUCUCAUACCAUCAAUGGAAUAUAAAAUUUGUAUAAACAUCCCCACUAUCCGGCUUCAGAAUGCAAGACAGUGCAUCAAUGUUACAACAAAAGAAUUAGAUCCGGCAAUGAGAAAUUGUGAGAAGAGCAGCAGCAGCAGUACUACAGUUCUUUUCUGCCUUGGUUUUCUUUUAGGAUUCUUUUGGGUUGCCACUCUCCUCAGUUGCAUCUGUCAUGAAAUCAACUGUGAUAUAGGACACAGAUUUUUCAGGAAUGAUCUGAAGAAACAAUCCUUUUCUUUCAGUGAGCUUUAUCCUCCUUUAAUCAGCUCUUGGGAUGCUGAUAAAGAGAAAAGCACAGCCCUUGGAGUUCAGGCUACAGUUAUAGAGGUUCCAACAAACAUGUCAUGA
This is a messenger RNA of Protobothrops mucrosquamatus (brown spotted pit viper), 2133 nucleotides long. It is a transcript of the gene LRRN3, whose product is annotated as leucine rich repeat neuronal 3. NCBI's taxonomy places the organism in Eukaryota, Metazoa, Chordata, Lepidosauria, Squamata, Viperidae. The transcript has a single exon. Gene Ontology annotation, molecular function: protein binding. The record is from RefSeq and is a predicted model, not a curated record. Bases 1 to 2133 code for a protein of 710 amino acids.